Messenger RNA from Lactuca virosa, 702 nucleotides. Lineage: Eukaryota; Viridiplantae; Streptophyta; Magnoliopsida; Asterales; Asteraceae. The record is from the annotation of a GenBank genome assembly.
AUGGAUAAGAAGAGGCGAAGACAUGGAUCAAGGUGUGCUUCUACAUCACAAAUGACAGUUCUAACACUCUAUGUUUUCUUGUAUGGGAAGGCAUAUCUGGCUUUCUCAGGACUUGAUGAGGGGAUUAGUAGUAGAUCUAGAAUAUUGGUUCCAAUGGUUAUGGGUUUCAUACUUGAACUUGGACAACUCAAGGCCAUUUUCAGUUUCACUACAAUGCAACUUCAGUUAUGCUCUGUAUUCUUCACGUUCUCAUUAGGAACUAGAACUCAUUAUUUUGGAAGAACAAUCUUACAUGGUGGUGCUAAGUACAGAGCAACUAGUAGAGGUUUUGUUGUACAACAUAUAAAAUUUGCUGAUAACUACAGGCUCUACUCAAGAAGUCAUUUUGUGAAGGCGCUGGUAAUGACAUUGCUUCGUAUAGUUUAUAUUGGUUAUGGGUACACUAAAGGAGGUAGUGUUUCGUAUGUUCUGCUGACACUGAGCAGUUGGUUUCUUGUGGUUUCAUGGCUGUUUGUACCGUAUAUCUUCAACCCAUCUGGCUUCAAAUGGCAGAAAGUUGUGGAAGAUUCUGAUGAUUGGACUAAUUGGCUUAUGUAUAAAGGUGGAGUUGGAGUGAAAGGAGACAAUAGUUGGGAAUCCUGGUGGGAUGAAGACAUGUACAUAUCCAAACAAUCAGAGGGCGUGUACUUGAAACUAUCUUGA